CGGCAGCUCACUGAGCUCAGUGCGCAGGCACAGGGAGCGGGGCUCUCGACAGGGGGAAUAAUACGUGGUGUCUGAGGCUGGAGACGCUCAGAGGGAUGGGACCCGAACGAGAAGAGAUCGGCAGCUAGCAGCACGGCUCCUCGGGCAGAGCACGGCAUCGGGAAAGUUAAUAAGGAUGAGUUCAUGUGCUGAUAUCUGUGGGUCCCAUCAAUCCCAAAACACCCCAGAAGGAGGAUACCAUCGUUAUGGAGUUCGGUCCUAUCUGCAUCAGUUUUAUGAGGACUGCACAGCUUCAAUCUGGGAAUAUGAGGAUGAUUUUCAGAUCCAGAGAUCGCCGAGUAGGUGGAGCUCUGCUUUCUGGAAGGUCGGACUCAUUUUGGGCAUUGUCCUCAUGCUGAUAGGUUUAACAGUACUCGCAGUUGGUUUUCUGGUGUCUCCUAAAAUCGAGGCUUUCGGCGAAGACAAUUUUGUUGUUGUGGAUAGUCGUGCCAUUGAGUUUAAUGGCGCACUUGAUAUUUGUAAGUUAUCAGGGGCAAUUAUGUUCUGCAUUGGAGGAACCACAUUGGCGGCAUGUCUGCUUAUGUCUGCCUUUGCCAAGAGUUACUCCAAAGAAGAAAAGUACCUUCAGCAAAAAUUUAAAGAAAGAAUAGCAGACCUAAAAGCUCACGUCCACCCGGUGACAAAGGCCCCGGCACCAGGAGAAUCGAAGAUACCUGUCACUCUGUCCAAAGUUCAAAAUAUUCAGCCAUCAUCUGAAACUUGACAUUUACUCAUAAGUGUAAGUGUAAUUACAUUGAAAAGGUCAGCUUUUGUGAAUGUUACAGUUAAAGUCUUAUUUUCAGAACUGUACCAAGCUGAAAAAACAUAUGAAUAGACCUCAUAUCAGCAAAGUGUGAAAAGAUAGCAAUUUUUGUGUGUUAAUAUGGGAAGUUUACAAUGUCUUAAUGGUAAAGCUUCUGAAUCUUAUACAGCCAGCUACACACAAUACUUAUUGACAACAGCAGCAAAGUGCUAUUUAUCUUGUGCUUUGACUUUUUUUGUUUGAACUGUUACUUAAGCUAAAUAGAGACGUAUUUCAACACAAUUUUGUGUUUACCGAAAAUCUAAGAGAGUUACAUAUCCGUUAUGAAGUGCUUGGCUCCCUGCAUAGACUGAAGAUGCAUAAGGGGAGAGUAAUAUGUACAAGCAGAGUGCUUAGAGUUCA
Molecule: messenger RNA, 1204 nt
Organism: Spea bombifrons (plains spadefoot toad)
Lineage: Eukaryota; Metazoa; Chordata; Amphibia; Anura; Pelobatidae
Gene: NRSN1
Product: neurensin 1
Exons: 3
Coding region: 176-763 (195 amino acids)
Biological process (GO): nervous system development
Cellular component (GO): neuron projection; transport vesicle; neuronal cell body
Source: RefSeq, a predicted model, not a curated record